Catharus ustulatus (Swainson's thrush) is the source of this 4071-nucleotide messenger RNA. It is a transcript of the gene SLC12A9, whose product is annotated as solute carrier family 12 member 9. The record is from RefSeq and is a predicted model, not a curated record. Gene Ontology annotation, molecular function: potassium:chloride symporter activity. NCBI's taxonomy places the organism in Eukaryota, Metazoa, Chordata, Aves, Passeriformes, Turdidae. Gene Ontology annotation, cellular component: membrane. Gene Ontology annotation, biological process: chloride ion homeostasis; potassium ion import across plasma membrane; cell volume homeostasis. The transcript is spliced from 13 exons. Bases 33 to 2726 code for a protein of 897 amino acids.
CUGGGCCGGCGGGGCCCGAGCCGGGCCGGGCCAUGGCGAGCUCGGAGCGGAGCGCGCUGCUCACGUACCGCCUGUGCGGCGGCUCGGCCGAGGAGGAGCGGGGCCGGGAGCGCGGCCGGGCCGCCGCCGCCGCCCCCCGCAAGCUGCCCACAUUCUUGGGCGUUGUGGUGCCCACGCUGCUCUCCAUGUUCAGCGUCGUCCUCUUCCUGCGCCUCGGGUUUGUGGUGGGUCAUGCUGGGUUGUACCAGGCCCUGGCCAUGUUUGCAGUGGCAUAUUUCAUCAUUGGCAUGACGGUGCUGUCUGUGUGUGCCAUCGCCACCAAUGGAGCACUGGAUGCUGGAGGAGCCUACUAUAUGAUCAGCCGUGCCUUGGGCCCAGAGUUUGGGGGCAGCAUCGGGAUCAUGUUUUUUCUGGCCAAUGUGUGUGGCAGUGCCCUCUAUGUGCUGGGGCUGGUGGAGGCAGUGGUGGACAGCUUUGGGAUCCCUCCUGGGCAAGAAACGGGCUCAGGUGUCCACGUCCUGCCCCAGAGCUACUGGUACGAGCUGCUCUACGGCACUGUGCUGCUGGGACUCUGCCUCCUUGUGUGCCUCGUGGGUGCCUCCAUCUAUGCCAAGGCCACCUUCCUCAUCUUCCUCAUCGUCGCAGCUGUCCUGGGCACUAUCAUUGUCAGCUUCUUUGCCACACGGCCCCUGAAGGUGCCCAUCCGCCUGCCCAACGCCAAUGGCAGUGAGACUGAUAACGGCGUCUUCACCGGCUUCUCCCUUGAAACCCUGAGAGACAACCUGGGUGGUCGGUAUCAGGUGGACUACACCACUGGGCAGAUGAUGAGCUUCAGCUCCGUGUUUGCAGUGAUGUUCAACGGCUGCACUGGCAUCAUGGCAGGCUCCAACAUGUCAGGGGACCUGAAGCGCCCGAGCUACUCCAUCCCACGGGGCACCAUCUCUGCUGUGCUCUUCACCUACCUCGUCUACAACCUGUUGGCUUUCCUCAUGUGUGCCACCUGCAACAGGAUCCUCCUGCAGAAAGACUAUGGCUUCUUGCGUGACAUCAGUAUCUUCCCACCGCUGGUCACUGUGGGCAUCUAUGCUGCCACUCUCUCUGCAGCCAUGAGCAACCUCAUUGGGGCAUCCCGCAUCCUGUACGCUCUGGCCCGGGAUGAUCUCUUUGGCCGGGCACUGGCACUGGCCAAGAAGACAUCUGCUAGUGGAAACCCAGUGAUGGCAGUGAUCCUCUCCUGGCUGAUGGUGCAGGUUGUGCUCUUUUCUGGGAAGCUCAACACCAUCGCAAGUGUCGUGACAAUCUUCUUCCUCCUGGUUUAUGCCACUGUCAACCUGGCCUGCCUGGCACUGGAAUGGGCCUCAGCCCCCAACUUCAGGCCCACUUUCCGAUACUUCACCUGGCACACGUGCCUGCUGGGCAUCGCAGGCUGCUGUGUCAUGAUGUUCCUCAUCAGCCCUGUGUCAGCCUCAGCAAGCCUGGGCUUCCUCCUCCUCCUCCUCCUUGCCCUUCACUACCUCUCACCCAGCAGCACCUGGGGCUACAUCAGCCAGGCCCUCAUCUUUCAUCAGGUGCGGAAGUAUCUGCUGAUGCUGGAUGUGCGCAAGGACCACGUCAAGUUCUGGCGCCCGCAGAUGCUGCUGAUGGUGCAGAACCCGCGAGGCAGCGCCCGCCUCAUCGACUUUGUCAAUGACCUCAAGAAAAGCGGCCUCUAUGUCCUGGGCCAUGUGGAGCUGCAGGACUUGGACAUGCUGCCCUCGGACCCGCUGCAGCCCCAGCAGGACUCGUGGCUGAGCUUGGUGGACAAGCUGAAUGUCAAGGCCUUUGUCAGCCUCACCCUUGCACCCUCGGUGCGGCACGGUGUCCGGCAGCUCCUCUUCACCUCUGGCCUUGGCGGGAUGCGCCCCAACACCCUGGUGCUGGGUUUCUACGACGAUGAGGCACCGCAGGACGGUCUAGCCCGGCACCCCGCCUUCACCAAUGCCCGUGAGGAGGUGCCCCUGGGCUUCCCCCCGCUGCGGGCACCCACCGCUCCCAAACUGCUCUCACCCCGGGAGUACGUGGGCAUUGUGGCUGACGCCCUGAAGAUGCUUCGCAAUGUCCUGCUGGCCCGGCAGCUGGAGAGCCUGGACAAGGCCUGGGAGCUGCGGCGGGCCGCCAGCCCCCCACCCACCAUCCACGUCUGGCCCGUCAACCUGCUGCGGCCCGACAGCGCCCGCUACGCCGACACCUGCAGCCUGUUCCUGCUGCAGAUGGCCUGUGUCCUCAACAUGGCGCGGGCCUGGCGCCGGGCCCGCCUGCGCCUCUUCCUCUGCGUGGAGGCAGGCGCCAUGCCCCAUGCCCAGGAGGAGAAGCUGCGCCAGCUCCUCAAGGACUUGCGCAUCCAGGCCCAGAUCCAGCUGGUGCCCUGGGAUGCCAUCACCCACCUGCACUGGCAAACCUCCCAGAGACCUCCAGGUGGGCCAGCAGAGGAGGAGGAAGAGGAGGAAGGGGUUGUGAACUUCCCGACCAACACCACCCAAGUGUCAGAUGAGUACGUGUGUGCCGCCAACAAACUAGUCCUGGAGCAGAGCCCCGCGCCAGCCGUGCGCUUCCUGUACUUGCCGCGGCCACCAGCUGACACCAGCCUCUACCCGCUCUACCUGCACCAGCUGGAGCUGCUCACCCGCGGGCUGGGCCCCACCGUGCUGGUGCACGGGGUGAGUGCUGUCACCAGCACCCAGCUCUAGGUGACCCCCAGGUCCCCCCUGGCUCCCUGCACAUUCCUUUGCCCAGUGCCUUCAGCAGCCUGAGCCUGAGGAUGGCCCCAGUAUCUCCAUCCUGGUGGGCAAAGAGGGUACCCCGCAGGGAGAGGUGGUGCAGGCAGGGGAUUUGAUUUUCGGGGAUGUCUCCUGCAGAGGAUUAAAGCUGCCCUGGCAUUAUCCCAGCACAGCUCUGGGGCCAGACAGGCAGCACGGUGCAUUCACGGUGCCUUUUCUUUGGGGUAGGGCAUGGCAGGGUCCUGGGGAGGGGAAAGCACUGGGUGCCCCAGCUGGCUGCUGGGAGCCCGUAGUUUCACCCUGCAACCCCCUCUGUACUUCCUCCCCUGCCGCAGCCCCCAUCCUCUCCUCCGCCAGCUCCUCCGGGCACCCAGCCAGCUGCGGGGAUUGAUUAAAGGCAGCCUCGACCUUGGUGCCCCAGCUCCCCGCCAUCCUCCUGCCUUUCAUUAGGAAAAAUUAAAUGGGAAAGGCUGGGGGAGGGGAGCCUGGAGGCCUGGGCUCCCUGUGUGAGGCUGGGUGGGUGGGGGAAGCAGCCGGGUGCUGGCCCUAAUGGCUGCAGUGUAUGGCACCCUGGAUCUUGUUCAGUACCCCCAGUGCUGUUGGAUGGGGGCCAUCCCGAUGCUUUAAUCUGUAGUCCCUCCACCCCUAUGGGUGCUGAUCCCCUGGUCCUGGCAGGAGAUGGGGAGAUGAUUUGUGUGGUCCAUACCCACACGUCUGGGUCUCCUGAGCUGUUUCUUGGGGCAUGGUUAUUUCCCCACACACAUCAUGACCUGCAGGGGGGAAGCUGGCCUUGCCCCCUGCCCUCCCUUAUUGAUUAGAGGAGGGCAGGAAAUUGCCUGGGUGCUGGCCGAUAAAUCCAUCGGGUGCCUGUGUUGUGGGCAGUGUGCCCAGUGCUGCCUGAUGGAUUGCUUCCUAUUAGCCCCAGCACAGGGGGCUGCUCCUGGCCAGGCUGGGCUCCAUCAGGGUGACAAGUGUGGCACUGCUGCCUGUGCCUGCUCUCACCAAACCUGGCACUGCUGGCUGGCAGCUCUGCUCAGGCAGAGGGCUGGAAAAAUCCAGGUGAUUGGGUGCAACUGGAGGGAAAUAUGGUGGAGACCCACAUUUUGCAGUGUGCCCUGGGUGAGGAGGAGGGGCUGGGGCUGGAGCUGGCUUUGCUUCCUGCUGCAGGAGCUGGAUCCCCUGGGGUAGGCACCACGCAUCCCGUGGGAUUUAUUUACAAACAGUUGGAAGCUGGCACAGGGCAGCCUGGCACCAGCGGGACCCGGAGGCCUAUAAUGUUAAUUAUCACCACGUAAUUAAAAGCCCAUAAAAAGCC